AGAGCCACGUAACGCCUGCGCAGUGUGGCAAGGCCUGAGACACCAGGGGAAUCGCGAAAGCUGUAGUUCUAAUUCCCCUGAUCCCCAGUUUGGGCUUGUCCUGGUCCUCGGAAUACUGUUAGCGUGCGCUCCGUCCUUCGUUUUUCUCGGUUCCCUCGACCCGCGUAACCGCAGUCUUCUGGUUCCGCUUGGAGAUUUUUGCUUAUACUCGGGUUUCCAUGGCAGCUCGUCCCUGUUGCACUGAAUCUGUGGGGGGAUCUGUGACCGCUUCGACGGAAACUUGAGAGCUAAAUCGAGCUCAGGCAUUUUGUGCUUUAUUGAGAAUCCUAGAACGUUAGUGCUUAUUGAAGUUUUGGGAGAUGUUUAACAGGUUCAGGGAAGUCAUUUCUCAAAGUUAAUAUCAGAUCUAAGACCAGGAAACAAAUUUCUUAACUUACUGUCCUGUACUUUUUGUACCACAUUAUGUUUGUCCAUUGGGGAAAAUAAAAGCAGAAAUAAUAAGCAGUUUGGAAUUGCUGAAGGUUAGACUCUGAAACUUACAGGACCUUCCAAAAACUCGGAGAGGUGUGAGGAAAGCUAUUGAGAGUCCACCAGUCUACUUUUCCAAGAGACAGCCAUGCAUAGAGAAGAAUUUCAUCUGAAAUUUUUCAUGUGUGUGAUUCAAUCUCGGCAGUUAGUCAGCACUCCUCAGAGAACAGCUGGGGAAGCUUCAACUUCCAGCAUACAGAAGCCACCACCAGACACAGAUGUCUUGAAGAGUAUAUACACUGUGGAUGAUGCAGAUACCAUGGAAGGCAUACCUAUUGUGAAACAUGAUUGGAUCAUGACCCAUGAAGAGCACCAUGCAGCCAAGACCCUGGGGAUUGGCAAAGCCAUUGCUGUGCUAACCUCUGGUGGAGAUGCCCAAGGUAUGAAUGCUGCUGUUAGGGCUGUGGUUCGUGUUGGAAUCUUUACUGGAGCCCGUGUCUUCUUUGUCCAUGAGGGUUAUCAAGGCCUGGUGGAUGGCGGAGACCACAUCAGGGAAGCCACCUGGGAGAGUGUUUCGAUGAUGCUCCAGCUGGGAGGCACAGUGAUUGGAAGUGCCCGGUGCAAGGACUUUCGGGAGCGAGAGGGAAGACUUCGUGCUGCCCAAAACUUGGUGAAGCGUGGGAUUACCAAUCUGUGUGUUAUUGGGGGUGAUGGCAGUCUCACUGGGGCUGACACCUUCCGCUCUGAGUGGAGUGGCUUGUUGAGUGACCUCCAGAAAUCUGGUAAGAUCACAGCUGAGGAGGCCAAGAAAUCCAGCUACCUGAACAUCGUGGGCCUGGUGGGCUCCAUUGACAAUGACUUUUGCGGCACUGAUAUGACCAUUGGUACUGACUCUGCCCUGCACCGGAUCAUAGAGAUUGUAGAUGCUAUCACCACCACUGCUCAGAGCCACCAGAGGACAUUUGUGCUAGAAGUGAUGGGCCGGCACUGUGGCUACCUGGCCCUUGUUACCUCUCUUUCCUGUGGGGCUGACUGGGUUUUUAUUCCUGAAUGUCCACCAGAUGAUGACUGGGAGGAACAUCUUUGUCGCCGGCUCAGUGAGACAAGGACACGUGGCUCUCGUCUCAACAUCAUCAUUGUGGCUGAGGGUGCCAUUGACAAGAAUGGGAAACCAAUCACCUCAGAAGACAUCAAGAAUCUGGUGGUGAAACGUCUGGGAUAUGAUACCCGGGUCACCGUCUUAGGGCAUGUGCAGCGGGGUGGAACCCCAUCAGCCUUUGACCGAAUCCUGGGCAGCAGGAUGGGUGUAGAAGCAGUGAUGGCACUUUUGGAGGGGACCCCAGACACCCCAGCCUGUGUAGUGAGCCUCUCUGGUAACCAGGCUGUGCGCCUGCCCCUCAUGGAAUGUGUACAGGUGACCAAAGAUGUGACCAAGGCCAUGGAUGAGAAGAAAUUUGAUGAAGCCAUGAAGUUGAGAGGCCGGAGUUUCAUGAACAACUGGGAAGUGUACAAGCUUCUGGCUCAUGUCAGGCCCCCAGUAUCUAAGACUGGUUUGCACACAGUGGCUGUGAUGAAUGUGGGGGCCCCGGCCGCAGGAAUGAAUGCUGCUGUUCGCUCCACUGUGAGGAUUGGCCUCAUCCAGGGCAACCGAGUGCUGGUCGUGCAUGAUGGCUUCGAGGGUCUGGCCAAGGGUCAGAUUGAGGAGGCUGGUUGGAGCUACGUCGGGGGCUGGACUGGCCAAGGUGGUUCUAAACUUGGGACUAAAAGGACACUGCCCAAGAAGAGCUUUGAACAGAUCAGUGCUAACAUUACAAAGUUUAACAUUCAGGGCCUUAUCAUCAUCGGAGGCUUUGAGGCUUACACGGGGGGCCUGGAGCUGAUGGAGGGCAGGAAGCAGUUCGACGAGCUCUGUAUCCCCUUUGUGGUCAUUCCUGCUACGGUCUCCAACAACGUCCCUGGCUCAGACUUCAGCAUCGGGGCGGACACAGCACUGAACACGAUUUGCACGACCUGUGACCGCAUCAAGCAGUCAGCGGCAGGCACCAAGCGCCGGGUGUUUAUCAUCGAGACCAUGGGCGGCUACUGCGGCUACCUGGCCACCAUGGCAGGGCUGGCAGCGGGGGCUGAUGCUGCCUACAUUUUUGAGGAGCCCUUUACCAUCCGAGACCUGCAGGCAAAUGUUGAACAUCUGGUGCAAAAGAUGAAAACAACUGUGAAAAGGGGUUUGGUGUUAAGGAAUGAGAAGUGCAAUGAGAACUAUACCACCGACUUCAUUUUCAACCUGUACUCUGAGGAGGGAAAGGGCAUCUUCGACAGCAGGAAGAACGUGCUUGGCCACAUGCAGCAGGGUGGGAGCCCAACCCCAUUUGACAGAAAUUUUGCCACUAAGAUGGGUGCCAAAGCUAUGAACUGGAUGUCCGGGAAAAUCAAAGAGAGCUACCGUAACGGACGGAUCUUUGCCAAUACCCCAGACUCUGGCUGUGUCCUGGGGAUGCGUAAGAGGGCCCUGGUUUUUCAACCUGUGACUGAGUUGAAGGACCAGACAGAUUUUGAGCAUCGCAUCCCCAAGGAACAGUGGUGGCUGAAGCUGAGGCCCAUCCUCAAAAUUCUAGCCAAGUAUGAGAUUGACUUGGACACCUCAGAGCAUGCCCACCUGGAGCACAUCAGUCGGAAGCGGUCUGGAGAAGCUCCUGUCUAAACCUCUUUGGAGCCAGGGGGAAUGGUCUGAUUACAGUCAACUUACCUGCUGACAGAUUUAAGUCCAUCUAUUCUCAAGUGUUUUAGCUCUUUUUUCAUUUGGUUUCCUUUUCUUCUGUAACUGUGGCCAUGAUCAACUCUGGCAGGGGGCAAAUUAGAAGCUCCUUUUGUUAGAAUUUGUGGUGACUUCUACCCCAGCUUCAUCUUGUCACACAAGGCUGGGCUCCUCUAGUGUUACUGCUACAUUUCAGUUACUCGGUUAAAAUUUUCCUAAAAGUAAGCUUUAUUUAUUUCUUUGUGAUAACCAAGUCUCCAUUCCCCUACAACUUUCACUACAGUGGCAAAAAAAAAAUAACUACACUAAUAAAUGCCAACUGGUCACU
This is a messenger RNA of Talpa occidentalis (Iberian mole), 3548 nucleotides long. RefSeq names its product phosphofructokinase, muscle (gene PFKM). The transcript is spliced from 25 exons. The coding region runs from base 617 to 3166 and encodes 849 amino acids. Lineage: Eukaryota; Metazoa; Chordata; Mammalia; Eulipotyphla; Talpidae. Gene Ontology annotation, biological process: fructose 1,6-bisphosphate metabolic process; canonical glycolysis; fructose 6-phosphate metabolic process. The record is from RefSeq and is a predicted model, not a curated record. Gene Ontology annotation, cellular component: cytoplasm; 6-phosphofructokinase complex; membrane. Gene Ontology annotation, molecular function: AMP binding; fructose-6-phosphate binding; ATP binding.